Molecule: messenger RNA, 3875 nt
Organism: Magallana angulata
Lineage: Eukaryota; Metazoa; Mollusca; Bivalvia; Ostreida; Ostreidae
Product: caspase-14-like
Exons: 6
Coding region: 1845-2741 (298 amino acids)
Biological process (GO): proteolysis
Molecular function (GO): cysteine-type endopeptidase activity
Source: RefSeq, a predicted model, not a curated record
AAUUUUAUGUUAAAUAUAUAAUCCAAAUUAGUAGUAUAAGCUGAUAGACAUUCCAAUAUUUUAUCAUAUUAUUAAAGAAUAGAAUCUUCAUAUCUUAAACAAAUGUCUACAUAACUGCAGAUAGCUACAUUUAUUUUUAUCAUCCUUUAAGUUGUGGAAAAAAGUAGUGACCUUGACCUGGCCUUUAUGCGAAUACAAGAUGGCCAAUUUGAUUAAACUGAUACAAUAAUUUGGUGAUAUGAUCUGUUUAACCGUGUCAAAAUUUUAUGAAUUUCUUAAUAUAAGAAGUAUGUUUGAUAAUGAGAAGACUCCUUCCUUAACAAGACACCUAAAUCGCCUUAAACAUAUUCUCAUUGCUCCUGUAAAUUGUUUCCCUUACAUCUGAUCAUGAACUGCAAAGUUUAAUUUGUUGAACAAGAAAGCUUAUGCAUAAAAUUUCAGUUUGUUAACAAAGCUAAAUAUAUAGCAAAUGGUUUUAUUAAGGAAGAAAAAUACAUUGCACAUGCAUUUACAAUCAUGUUUUGGUACCCAUUAGUGAUUAGUCUUUUAGUGCAUCAGUCAGUCUAUAUCACUUAAUAUAAUAGGAGCACAUUUUUCUCUUCACUAGAUCAUGUUGUUGGCUCUAACAUUACUCUAAAAGAGUAGUUGUAGAUAAAGGGCGUGCAUUAACAGUGUACUACAUGUAAGUUAUUUGUUAAAUGCCAUUGCAGGUUUGAGUGUUGUUCAAAGCAUAUUUUUUCCCUUUUACAGUCCGUAAGCAUUGUUACGAAUACUGUUUUCCUCAUUUCAAAAGAAAUGGGCGUGUCUUAUUUAACAAUUGACAUUCGAUACAAAGUGUAGGACACUCCAUUCAAACGAAAACUUUUACCAGUUCAAUGCGCUUUAUUGUAGUACCUCUCCUUAGGUCUAUUAUUAUUUAUUAUAGGUUUGUUGCAGAUCAACUACGGAAAUAUAUCGGGUUGAUCAAUCAUAUACACGGCAAGGCAAAGAUAAAACGUUUAUGAGAUUGAUCAACCUGAUAUAUUUCCAUAGUCAAUUAGUAACAAACCCAAAUUAAGUGUUUUGUUUUCCGGAGGACUAUCGUGUAAAAUUUUUUUCAAAAGAAUGGAUGAUCUUCAAAAAAUACAUGACCGUAAAAGUGGCCUUACAUCUUGUCCAAUUUAACAAGGUUGAUUAACCCUUUAAAAUCUAAUUCUCACCUUUCAAAUAUAGUAAUUGAAAAUCUUCGUUGCACCCUUGUUCACUUAUAAUGUUUGUUGCUCUUAAUUUUAAACGCUUCUCCCUUACAAUGUAUCUCUGCAGAGGUUUGACGCUGUUACUUUAUUCUGCUCGACACAACGUGACUUCUAUUCAAGGGCAAACUUCUCUAAUUUUAAUGUACUUUCAAGAGGCAACUACUUCAACUUACGGAACGCAGUUUAUAUUUUAAAUGUUUUGUAAUGUCGACAUGAGUUGGCGAAGCGUCGGCAAUAUUGCUGAAUAUUAGCCAGACUGACAUAGAAAUAUAUCUGACAGUCACGUGUCAUAUUUGAACCAAUCAAAGUGUGACACUUUAGUUUAAGGGAAAACAACUGAAGUUUUAUGGUACAUCUAUUAUAAAAUUAAGUUAAAGUGUCGAGUAUGGGACUGCCUUAUAAGAUAUUAAGCUACACGGGUUCAUCAAAUAUUGUCAGCUAUAGAAGACUCGAGUGUGUAGUAAUCUGGAAGGGUUCUGUUUGUAUAUGAAUUUUUCUUAAGAAGCAUUAAAAACUACACGAAUUUUGUGCAGAGUUGGAUUUGCUGGUGCAUCUUCCCCGCUAUAUUUUGACCGAAUUUUCCCUCCGUCUUCGACUUUUUUCUAUACCAUGGCUGAAAAAAAGAAAAGUGAAUGUACUUUGACAUACUGUGAUAUCAUGAAGAAUAAACAUUGGAGAGCUGCAUUGUUUGACUGGCAAUUUGGGGGUAGAGAUGAAUCCGAAAGACCUGCACUUAUACAAGAAAGACAGUGCUUUAAUAAGAUGGUGAAGAAACUUAAUUUUGAAGUUUAUGGUAGUGUUAAAGAAACAAGGAGUUUAUCAAAGACAAACUUUUUAAAGGAACUAAAGAGAUUUAAGGAGAUGUGUGUAUCAGAGCCUUGUGGGUGCAUCUUUCUGACCAUUUCUGCACACGGAACCUUUGUAAAAGCAGACGACCAAAGAGAUGGCGGAGACUUAGAAUUUGUUGAGGAUUGCAUCAGUAUACCCAAGAACGAAAUAGUCCCAAUACAAGAAAUAAUUGAAGUGUUCAGAGAUGAGACUUUGAAUAAAAUUCCAAAAAUAUUUUUUAUACAGGCAUGCAGAGGUAAAGAAUUAGAUAAAGGUCAUCCUUUGGAUGGCAAUAAAAACGUUGGUCAAGAUCAGAACGAUGAUGAACCCAACAGAGCACACUCAACUCCAUAUUUGGAAAACAGUGUCAUAGUGUACUCCACUCCGUUUGGCUAUUCUGCUGGAUCAAGCAAUAAAAAAGGAAGUCAUGUAUGGGAAGUUCUGAAAAAUACACUUGACGAAAUCCUAAAACAGGGAGAUGGAAAGGGACCGGUGAAACUUCUGUCUUGGUUGAAGGAAACAAACGGGGUUCUUGCCAAAUCCGAACGAGACAUUAAUGAUGGAAGGAAGGAGAUUUCAUACAAACCUCUCCUCAGCAUCUGUCACACAUUGACAAGGGAAAUCCUUUUUGCAAUAGAUGAGGACCCUGUGCAAAUGUCACAAUCUGGACAUUGUUAACUCAUUUAUUCAAAAUUGUAAGCUAGUUACAAACUCAAAUAUUAAAUGAUUGCGAUGCCUUGUUAGAUCUCUAAAUCCUAAAUAGGUUUCAUACACACUGGUCAACUAUUUAGCGAAUGAACAUUUUUAUCUAGGUUUACUUUUUCUAUCAAAAAUGUAUGCAUAAUUUACUCAUCAAUUGUUUACAUUUGUCUAUGUGAAGAGAUAAAAGAAGACUGCCAUCAAAAUACGUGUACUUGUAUUUCAAGUUAUGUAAUUUCUUUUACUAGAAAAUUUGUUUCUUCACUUUUGUUGUUUCUGUUCACACUGCGUGUAGAUGAUUUGAUUAGAGUACUGCAUAUAUUUCAUUUGAAAUUUUAAUAUAGAUAUAAUAAAAUGGUAUAUAUCAGAAUAUAAAAGCAGAGCCGUUGAGGUGGUCACAAUCUCAAAAUAAAUUUCUUUAAGUUCUUUAAAAAGGUUUGGUAAUUCAUAAAUCGAACCUUUUAUUACUUUUAAUGAAUUCUAUACUGUGCAUGAAAAAAAACCCAAGUAAAGAAUUUUGAAAUUUCUAAAUACACAGUGUGGGCGGUAAUCAAACAGAGAUUGCGGUGUUCUUUGAACUAAUUUUUAAAAUUGUUAACCAUUGCUGUUCGAUGGUUAACAAUUUAAAAUAUAUGCUAAAAACAGAAAAUUAAUAUUUAAUCGAUUCAGUGUUCGCUUAUUCUGAAUCAUAUGUGUUCAUUGUUCAAGAAUAUGAAAAAAGAUGCAAUAUUCCAGUUGGUCAGGUAUUAGUGUUCUUUCUAUACAAUUGUUCAUUAUUUUGUCAAACCUUUUAGGAAGACUUUUGUAAAUUGUUUGUAUGUACACGUAGCUCUAUUUAGGCUUGUUGGUUUUGUUAAGAGAGAUGGAUGGUCAUGGCAAUUUUUAGGACAUAUUUACCUCAUUUAGAAAAAGAGCUCUGUAUAAAAGAUAUAAGAAAAUGUUAAAAUUUUAAAACUAAAAUGUUUGGAAUUAAUGAUAGUUUAUGGCCAAACAUAUCAUAUUUAAAAUUUUACGGCAGAUCUGACGGUUGUUUUGUUGACCAUCCAGUCCCCUUUAAAUGUACUCGGUGUAUAUGACUACAAGUAUAACAGCAAUAAAUUGUAUAUAUUUUUA